Messenger RNA from Colletotrichum chrysophilum, 1440 nucleotides. RefSeq lists its product as uncharacterized. The coding region runs from base 1 to 1440 and encodes 479 amino acids. Gene Ontology annotation, molecular function: DNA binding; DNA-binding transcription factor activity. Gene Ontology annotation, cellular component: nuclear chromosome. Gene Ontology annotation, biological process: positive regulation of transcription by RNA polymerase II; meiotic cell cycle. The record is from RefSeq and is a predicted model, not a curated record. The transcript has 5 exons. NCBI's taxonomy places the organism in Eukaryota, Fungi, Ascomycota, Sordariomycetes, Glomerellales, Glomerellaceae.
AUGGCCGCGUUCCAUUCAUUGUCGUCCGGCGCGACGCCCGGAGAUGGCAUGAGCCUCAACAGCGCUGUCGUGGAUGGCCUGGAUUCCUCCAUGUUUGACGAUUCUCUGCUGGAUACGGUCAACGGCGCCUUUCCCCCCAUACCCUUCACUCCCACCUACGGAUUCGAAGACUUCUCCGCCACGGGCUUCGAAGACCCCUUCGCAUAUUCGAACCGACCCUUCGAGGCGCAGCCUGCCCCCGAGUUCAACCAGGACUCCCCUACCCAGGAGCUCGACAACAAGCUACUCGGCUUCUCGGCGCCCUCGUUCAAGGCGACGGUCGUUGACGGGAAUGGACAACACAUGGAACCUGGAAUGACAGCCGAGCUGUACGGCAUGUUCUUCGUCGCGGAGGACGUCUUUGGCGCCGAGAACAACGGCCGCCCGCUCGAGCUUACCUGCUACCGUCGCAACCUGUGGCAGUGCUCUGGACAAGUCACGCUUCCGCGUCACAUUACGCAUGCCGUAGACGAGCAGGGCCGGCAGAUACCCGUUUUCGAGCUUGCCGCCUCCAUCACGGCGAUCGAGUCCAUAGAGGGGAAGAUGACGGAAAUCAUAUCGAUACCCUGGAAGAGCGCGCAUCCCAUCGGCGCCGAGGAGCCAAAGUCGUCUGGUGGCCCACCUAACAUUGUUCUGGAUCUAGCCAACGGCCAGGAAGUUGACGCGAAUAGAGUGUCGCUGCCGCUGUCAUGGAAGAGGCUGCAGUUCAAGCAUGCGACGGCAAACAACGGCAGGAGGAAAGGUCUUCAGCAGCAUUACCUGGUGCAGAUCAGCCUCCUGGGGAAGCAGCAGUCGGGGGAGUACAUCAAGAUUGCUGAAAUCAGCUCUGGCCCAGUGAUUGUGCGAGGCCGUAGCCCGAGAAACUUUGACAGUCGCAAAGACAUCCCUCUGACGGGCGAGAAGAAGCUUGAAAGGAGGAGCAACAGCGAUGCGUCUGCCUCUGCUCCGCCUCACAAGGACAAUGGCAUGGCAACCCCGGUUCCAAAAUACCAACCACCCAACAACCUUCAGAGAAACGAGCAACAGUCAGCCUCCCGCAAAGAAACUGGCGCUGUCGCCGUCGCCGGGGAUGUCUCGGCCACCGAUCCCAGCGUGGUCUUCAGAGCCCGCGCGACAAGCGGCAAGGCCUUCAAUGUCAAGCUCACGCCCUGGUCGAACUCGGAUAUUUCGAGCCCGCAGUUUACAAAGUCCAUUGCGGCUGCCGUGCACAACACAAGUCAGAGUCCCAAAGAAGAGGACGAUCUGCUCUACGAAUACUUUCCACUCAGCGUGGACGACUGGAUGCCGCCUGUGGAAGCCAUCUACCGACCUCACGUCGUUCACCACACAAUUGUGCCGCCCGAGAUCAAGGCGCAACAAUUACGCAGCAAGAGCAAACGCAUGUUCACAGCCGAAUCGUAA